AUGUCGGUCCGAACACUGCGGACGCUCCGAUCACUUCGCUCCGCUUCCCGUCUUUCCUCCGUUCGGAACGCUGUGGCGCGGCCAACCGUCUCUGCUCCGGUGCUCGCUCCCCUCGCCCGCCGACACCUCAACACGAUCAACGCCGAUGAGGUCGCGCACUUCUCCAAGCUCUCCGAGCACUGGUGGGACGAGCAGGGCGAAUUUGGUCUCCUGCACCGCAUGAAUCCGGAACGUGUCGAGUUCAUUCGCCAGAAGGUCGCGCUGGACCCGGACAACGAGCCCGAGUGGACGUUCGAGGGACGGCAUCAGGAUGCGGAACGCGAGGCGGCCAAGGGCACCGGACAGUGGCUGAAGGGGAAGCGGUGUCUUGAUGUUGGAUGCGGAGGAGGACUGCUCGCUGAGACGCUCGCUCGUCUCGGAGGCGACGUUCUCGCUAUUGACGCCACGGCGCCCAACAUCGCAAUCGCGCGGACGCACGCCUCGGCCGACCCGCUGUUGCCCUACGUCGACGAGGAGGGCAAGCAGGCCAACACCUCAGCUCCGGGACGGUUAGAGUACCGUCACACGUCGGCUGAGGCCCUGCUCGCGGCCGGGGAGCAGUUCGACAUCGUUUGCAGUAUGGAGGUGCUUGAGCACGUCGAUAGUCCCGGCGAGUUCCUGAAGUGUCUCGGAGCCAUGGUCAAGCCGGGCGGCCAUCUCCUCCUCUCCACAAUCAGCCGCACGCCGCUCGCGCAGCUCCUCACGCUGACAAUGGCCGAGGACGUGCUCCGCCUCGUGACGCCGGGUACGCACCAUUACCACAAGUUUGUGCGGCCGGAGGAGCUCCGCCGCUACGUUGGCACGGAGAUGGGUGGACUCGACGUUUGGGAGGCGAACCGCGACGCGAGCGAUUUGAGGGAGGGAGAGGUCGGAAGUACCCAGGGCAUCAUUUAUGAUCCGCUCGCUGGACGGUGGAAGCUCGCCUCUGCUGCUGAGGGAACGUGGUUCAAGCCCCUUGGCGAGCUUGUCAACUACAUGUAUCAUGCGAAGAAGAGGCCGGCGAGGAGGUAA
Messenger RNA from Trichosporon asahii var. asahii CBS 2479, 1050 nucleotides. Its product is annotated as hexaprenyldihydroxybenzoate methyltransferase. The record is from RefSeq and is a predicted model, not a curated record. The coding region runs from base 1 to 1050 and encodes 349 amino acids. Lineage: Eukaryota; Fungi; Basidiomycota; Tremellomycetes; Trichosporonales; Trichosporonaceae. Gene Ontology annotation, biological process: ubiquinone biosynthetic process. Gene Ontology annotation, molecular function: 2-methoxy-6-polyprenyl-1,4-benzoquinol methyltransferase activity. The transcript is spliced from 2 exons.